This is a messenger RNA of Bradysia coprophila, 1705 nucleotides long. RefSeq names its product proliferation-associated protein 2G4. The record is from RefSeq and is a predicted model, not a curated record. NCBI's taxonomy places the organism in Eukaryota, Metazoa, Arthropoda, Insecta, Diptera, Sciaridae.
UACGGAAUGAAAUUUCUGCCCUAGCCAUUUAUUAAAAGGUUUCUGCCGCGUUGCGUAUUAUAAUCUUUUUACUCGACACUUCGGAGUUAUUAUUUUCAAUAUUUUUACGGAUUAAACAAUGGCAGAUGACAAAGAAGUAACUGAAAAAACUAUUUCCGAAGAUUUGGUCGUGACAAAAUACAAGUUAGCUGGAGAAAUUGUGAAUAGGACGUUGAACACGCUCAUCGAAUCGGUGCAAGUCGGUGUUGGAGUGAAAGAAUUGUGCGACAAGGGCGAUGCAUUGUUGCUUGAGGAAACCGGAAAGGUGUUUAAAAAGGAGAAGGAACUGAAAAAAGGAAUCGCUUUCCCUACAUGCCUGUCGGUCAACAAUUGCAUAUGCCAUUUCUCUCCAACAAAAAAUGAUCCUGACUACAUACUGAAGGAGGACGACGUGGUCAAAAUUGAUCUGGGCGCUCACAUUGAUGGAUUCAUUGCAGUUGCCGCUCAUACAGUCGUAGCUUCGACAGAUGCUUCGAAAAGCAUAUCCGGCAGAAAAGCCGAUGCCAUUUUGGCUGCAUAUUGGGCUGGACAAGCUGCUCUACGAUUGCUAAAACCUGGCCAGGGGAAUUAUGGUGUCACGGAAACCGUACACAAAGUGGCCGAAUCGUUUAAAUGCAAACCAAUUGAGGGUAUGUUGAGUCAUCAGUUGAAACAGUUCAAAAUUGAUGGCGAGAAGACAAUCAUCCAGAAUCCAAACGAAGCGCAGCGCAAAGAACAUGAAAAAUGUGAAUUUGAAUUGCAUGAAGUCUACGCCAUCGAUGUACUGAUUAGUACUGGUGAAGGCAUUGGUCGCGAAAAGGACACGAAAGUUUCGAUUUACAAGAAAACAGAGGAGAAUUAUCAGCUAAAAUUGAAGGCAUCGCGAGCGCUCUUGACUGAGGUUAAAAACAAGCACGGAAACAUGCCAUUCAAUUUGCGACACUUCGAGGAGGAGACCAAGGCUCGAAUGGGCGUUGUUGAAUGUGUGUCCCACAAAAUGAUUGAACCGUUCCAAGUGCUGUACGAAAAACCGAGUGAAGUCGUCGCGCAAUUCAAAUACACUGUGUUAUUAAUGCCAUCUGGAAUCAAUCUUGUGACCGGUCUACCUUUCAAAGCCGAGAAAUACCAGAGCGAACACAGUAUUACAGAUCCUGAACUUAAAGAGCUGGUUACUUCCGACAUUAAACCUAGCAAAGGAGCCAAAAGCAAAGCAAAGGCGAAAAAAUCAGCAGAAACAACUCCAGCUGCAGCGGCUGACUCCACAACAGUCGAAACACCAGCCAAGUGAAUGUCGAAUGCCAAUCAGCAACCACUGUUCAAUCGAUGACACGUUGCUGAAAUGACAAAAAACUAAUGAAAAGCAAAACAAUUUUAAGAAAAAUGAAAAUUAAAAAUUAAUUCAAUUUCUGGCCUGAUAAUGUGACACAGUCUAUCAAUCGAUGUUGAUAGGUGGAAUUGAUUUUCAAUUUGAUUGCAAAAUAAUUUUUUAAACAUACAAUCUUCUCGUCAUUUUUGAUGUAACAACCAGAAAAAAUAGCCUCGAAACUGAAUGAUGUCAUUUUUUCUGUUCGGUUCACACACACUCACAAAGCCCCAGUUCAUUGUAUUUAAACAAACAAAAAAAAAUGUAACCGACUAGAAAUCGUUUUGUAAUUCUUUCCUCAAUAAAUCAGAAAUUCCAAGGGAA